Acanthosepion pharaonis is the source of this 717-nucleotide messenger RNA. Lineage: Eukaryota; Metazoa; Mollusca; Cephalopoda; Sepiida; Sepiidae. The record is from the annotation of a GenBank genome assembly.
AUGACCUUUUUUGGUGGUAAUGCCUUCCGCGAAGUCGAUUGGAAUCCCACCUUCAAGGUUCAAGGUCAGCUUUACCAUCGGAUUGGGUCUCUUUUGCCUGAAACUGCCACUGAUUCGGCCUUUCUACAAAUAUACUUCAUAGCCGACUACAAUCAACAGGUAGAUGCUCGCAUGGGCAUUAUUCCCGAGAACGAUACAGGCCAGGACAAUCAUCCUCGCAGGGAUAUCAUAAUGACUCCCCAACAAAUGCUCCACGACACAAACAGCUAUGUCCGCAGUUUUAAGUACGCUCCCAAAAGUAACACUUCUUCUGAUUACAUUAUUGCAAUUGAUGCUGACAAACAACCUCAGGGAGAGCACGAACGUCGUCACAACGUUCCCGCAAGUAACAAAGUUUCCGUCAUUGUCAGCGGUGAUCAGCACAACAGACGUGACAUUGUUAUCAAAUCGCGCGGCAGUGGGCUCCGAAGAAUCAGUGAAACGCACCGGUCCUACGAUGCACUACAAUACCGACUUCUCUUCCCUUACAGAGAAAAUGGGUGCCUCUUUGGCAUUCUGCAAAAUGGAUCCACCUUAAAAACAGUGUCUUGCAGGUCUUUCUACGCCUACCUAUUGAUGGUACAUGAGGGUGCAUCCAAUCAUCUUCACCGAAGCCGGCAACUUUUCCAUCAAUUCAUAGUAGACAUGGCUGGUAAGAUGGAAUCCGAAUUACCUUAG